Molecule: messenger RNA, 7856 nt
Organism: Oryctolagus cuniculus (rabbit)
Lineage: Eukaryota; Metazoa; Chordata; Mammalia; Lagomorpha; Leporidae
Gene: MYO18A
Product: myosin XVIIIA
Biological process (GO): actomyosin structure organization
Cellular component (GO): myosin filament; cytoplasm; myosin II complex
Molecular function (GO): actin filament binding; ATP binding; cytoskeletal motor activity
Source: RefSeq, a predicted model, not a curated record
UCCCCGCAGCCGCCAGCAGGGAGCUCCCUUUCGGCUCCGCUCGCGCGGUCGCGGGGGGCGGCGCUGCGCUGCGCCGCGCCGCGCUCCAGCCCCGACCGGGCCGGGGUCGCUGGAUGCCGCGUCUCCGCUGCUGCUGCCUGCCCGGCGGGCUCCGGCGGCCGCAGCGAGGUGGGGUACACAGGCCCUGUGGCAAGCACCCAUAUAGUCCUCCGGGGUGCCACCCCUAAAACAGCACCCUCACCAUGUUUAAUCUAAUGAAGAAAGACAAGGACAAAGAUGGCGGGCGGAAGGAGAAGAAAGAGAAGAAGGAGAAGAAGGAGCGCAUGUCGGCGGCAGAGCUGCGGAGCCUGGAGGAGAUGAGCCUGCGCCGCGGCUUCUUCAACCUGAACCGCUCCUCCAAGCGCGAAUCCAGGACGCGCCUGGAGAUCUCCAACCCCAUCCCCAUCAAGGUGGCCAGUGGCUCCGACCUGCACCUCACCGACAUCGACUCGGACAGCAACCGGGGCAGCGUCAUCCUGGACUCAGGCCACCUGAGCACAGCCAGCUCGAGCGAUGACCUCAAGGGGGAGGAAGGCAGCUUCCGGGGCUCUGUGCUGCAGCGGGCGGCCAAGUUCGGCUCGCUGGCCAAGCAGAACUCACAGAUGAUUGUCAAGCGCUUCUCCUUCUCCCAGCGUAGCCGGGACGAGAGCGCCUCAGAAACCUCCACCCCCUCCGAGCACUCGGCCGCCCCUUCGCCGCAGGUGGAGGCAAGGACGAUAGAGGGACAGCUGGUGCAGUACCCGGGCCCAGGCAUCCCUCGCCCGGGGCCCCGGACGCGCGUCCCUGAGCUGGUGACUAAAAGGUUCCCAGCCGACCUGCGCCUGCCGCCCGUGGUGCCCCCGCCCGCCCCUGCCCUGCGGGAGCUGGAGCUGCAGCGCAGGCCCACCGGGGACUUCGGCUUCUCGCUGCGCCGCACCACCAUGCUGGAUCGCGGCCCCGAGGGCCAGGCCUACCGGCGCGUGGUUCACUUCGCUGAGCCCGGUGCGGGCACCAAGGACCUGGCCCUGGGGCUGGUGCCAGGAGAUCGGCUGGUGGAGAUUAACGGGCACAACGUGGAGAGCAAGUCCAGGGAUGAGAUUGUGGAGAUGAUCCGGCAGUCCGGGGACAGCGUGCGGCUCAAGGUGCAGCCCAUCCCGGAGCUCAGUGAGCUGAGCCGGAGCUGGCUGCAGAGCGGCGAGGGAGCCCGCAGGGAGCCAGCCGAUCUGGACCCUGAGGCUGCCUCUCCCGCCCACAGCCAGGUAGGGUGCUCCCGGCCCACUCCAGAGCCCUCUGCUUCUUCCGGUGACCGCCCACCGGCCCUGGCCUGUGCCUGGGCUGGCAUCUGCGCCCGGGCCUCAUGCUGGAGUGCGAAGACUGAAGAGCAGAUCGCAGCCGAGGAGGCCUGGUGUGAGACGGAGAAAGUGUGGCUGGCCCAUAAGGACGGCUUCUCGCUGGCCACUCAGCUCAGAUCAGAGGAGCUCAGCCUGCCGGAGGGGAAGGUGCGUGUGAAGCUGGACCACGAUGGCACUGUAUUGGACGUGGACGAGGAUGACGUAGAGAAGGCAAAUGCUCCCUCCUGCGACCGGCUGGAAGAUCUGGCCUCGCUGGUGUACCUCAAUGAGUCCAGCGUGCUGCACACUCUGCGCCAGCGCUAUGGCGCCAGCCUGCUGCACACUUACGCCGGCCCCAGCCUGCUCGUCCUCAGCCCCCGUGGGGCCCCCACCGUGUACUCCGAGAAGGUGAUGCAUAUGUUCAAGGGGUGUCGGCGGGAGGACAUGGCACCCCACAUCUACGCCGUGGCCCAGGCGGCGUACAGGGCGAUGCUGAUGAGCCGUCAGGACCAGUCCAUCAUCCUGCUGGGCAGCAGCGGCAGUGGCAAGACCACCAGCUGCCAGCACCUGGUGCAAUACCUGGCCACCAUCGCGGGCAGCGGGAGCAAGGUGUUUUCUGUGGAGAAGUGGCAGGCUCUGUACACCCUCCUGGAAGCCUUCGGGAACUGCCCCACCAGCAUGAACAGCAAUGCCACGCGCUUCUCCCAGAUCCUGUCCCUGGACUUUGACCAGGCUGGCCAAGUGGCCUCGGCCUCCAUCCAGACGAUGCUUCUGGAGAAGCUGCGCGUGGCCCGACGCCCCUCCAGUGAGGCCACGUUCAAUGUCUUCUACUACCUGCUGGCCUGUGGGGACAGCACCCUCAGGACAGAGCUCCACCUGAACCACUUGGCUGAGAACAACGUGUUUGGGAUUGUGCCGCUGGCCAAGCCCGAGGAGAAGCAGAAGGCAGCUCAGCAGUUCAGCAAGCUGCAGACGGCCAUGAAGGUGUUGGGCAUCUCCGCCGAUGAGCAGAAGGCCUGCUGGCUCAUCCUGGCUGCCGUCUACCACCUGGGGGCCGCAGGCGCCACCAAAGAAGCCCCUGAGGAGCCAGCGGCUGGACGCAAGCAGUUUGCCCGGCACGAGUGGGCCCAGAAGGCCGCGUACCUGCUGGGCUGCGGCCUGGAGGAGCUGUCCUCGGCCAUCUUCAAGCACCAGCACAAGGGUGGGACCCUGCAGCGCUCCACCUCCUUCCGCCAGGGCCCGGAGGAGAGCAGCCGAGGAGAUGGAACCGGCCCGAAGCUGAGCGCACUGGAGUGCUUGGAGGGCAUGGCGUCCGGCCUCUACAGUGAACUCUUCACCCUCCUCGUCUCCCUGGUGAACAGGGCCCUCAAGUCCAGCCAGCACUCGCUGUGCUCCGUGAUGAUCGUGGACACGCCGGGAUUCCAGAACCCGGAGCAGGGUGGGUCGGCCCGGGGAGCCUGCUUCGAGGAGCUGUGUCACAACUACGCCCAGGACCGGCUGCAGAAGCUCUUCCAUGAGCGCACCUUCGUGCAGGAGCUGGAGAGAUACAAGGAGGAGAACAUCGAGGUGGCGUUUGACGACUUGGAGCCCACCACCGAUGACUCAGUGGCCGUCGUGGACCAGGCAUCCCAUCAGUCCCUGGUGCGCUCGCUGGCCCGCACGGACGAGGCAAGGGGCCUGCUGUGGCUGUUGGAAGAGGAGGCGCUGGUGCCCGGGGCCACAGAGGACGCCCUCCUGGAGCGCCUCUUCUCCUAUUACGGCCCCCAGGAAGGCGACAAAAAAGGCCAGAGCCCCCUCCUGCGCAGCAGCAAGCCUCACCAUUUCCUCCUGGGCCACAGCCAUGGCACCAACUGGGUGGAGUACAAUGUGGCUGGCUGGCUGGGCUACACCAAGCAGAACCCGGCCACCCAGAACGCCCCCCGGCUCCUGCAGGACUCCCAGAAAAAGGUCAUCAGCAGCCUGUUCCUGGGCCGCGUGGGUGGCACCACAGUGCUGUCCGGCUCCAUCGCGGGGCUGGAGGGCGGCUCCCAGCUGGCACUGCGCCGGGCCACCAGCGUCCGCAAGACCUUUACCACGGGCAUGGCCGCUGUCAAGAAGAAGUCCCUGUGUAUCCAGAUCAAGCUGCAGGUGGAUGCCCUCAUCGACACCAUCAAGAAGUCCAAGAUGCAUUUCGUGCACUGCUUCCUGCCCGUGGCCGAGGGCUGGGCCGGGGAGCCCCGCUCCGCCUCUUCCCGCCGCGUCAGCAGCAGCAGUGAGCUGGACCUGCCCUCGGGAGACCCCUGUGAGGCCGGGCCCCUGCGACUGGACGUGCCCCUGCUGCGGGCCCAGCUCCGCGGCUCCCGCCUGCUGGACGCCAUGCGCAUGUACCGCCAAGGUUACCCUGACCACAUGGUGUUCUCCGAGUUCCGCCGUCGCUUCGAAGUCCUGGCCCCACACCUGACCAAGAAACAUGGACGCAACUACAUCGUGGUGGACGAACGGCGGGCCGUGGAGGAGCUGCUGGAGUCCUUGGACCUGGAGAAGAGCAGCUGCUGCACGGGCCUGAGCCGGGUGUUCUUCCGGGCGGGCACGUUGGCGAGGCUGGAGGAGCAGCGGGACGAACAGACCAGCAGGCACCUGACCCUGUUCCAGGCGGCCUGCAGGGGCUACCUCGCCCGCCAGCACUUCAAGAAGAGAAAGAUCCAGGACCUGGCUAUCCGCUGCGUCCAGAAGAACAUCAAGAAGAACCGGGGGGUGAAGGACUGGCCCUGGUGGAAGCUCUUCACCACCGUGCGGCCCCUCAUCGAAGUGCAGCUGUCAGAGGAGCAGAUCCGGAGCAAGGACGAGGAGAUCCAGCAGCUGCGGGGCAAGCUUGAGAAGGUGGAGAAGGAGCGGAACGAGCUGCGGCUGAACAGCGACCGGCUGGAGACCCGGAUCUCAGAGCUGACAUCGGAGCUGACGGAUGAGCGUAACACAGGAGAGUCCGCCUCCCAGCUGCUGGACGCCGAGACUGCCGAGAGGCUCCGCGCUGAGAAGGAGAUGAAGGAGCUGCAGAGCCAGUACGAUGCCCUGAAGAAGCAGAUGGAGGUGAUGGAGAUGGAGGUGAUGGAGGCCCGGCUCAUCCGGGCGGCCGAGCUCAACGGCGAGGUGGACGACGAUGACACGGGUGGCGAGUGGCGGCUGAAGUACGAGCGGGCAGUGCGGGAGGUGGACUUCACCAAGAAGCGGCUGCAGCAGGAGUUUGAGGACAAGCUGGAGGUGGAGCAGCAGAGCAAGAGGCAGCUGGAGAGGCGGCUCGGGGACCUACAGGCAGACAGUGACGAGAGCCAGCGGGCCCUGCAGCAGCUCAAGAAGAAGUGCCAGCGGCUGACCGGGGAGCUGCAGGACACCAAGCUGCACCUGGAGGGCCAGCAGGUCCGCAACCAUGAGCUGGAGAAGAAGCAGAGGAGGUUUGACAGCGAGCUCUCGCAGGCGCACGACGAGGCCCAGCGGGAGAAGCUGCAGCGGGAGAAGCUGCAGCGGGAGAAGGACAUGCUCCUGGCCGAGGCUUUCAGCCUGAAGCAGCAGCUCGAGGAAAAAGACAUGGACAUCGCAGGGUUUACCCAGAAGGUAGUCUCACUAGAGGCUGAGCUCCAGGACAUUUCUUCCCAAGAAUCCAAGGACGAGGCCUCUCUGGCCAAGGUCAAGAAACAGCUCCGGGACCUGGAGGCCAAGGUCAAGGAUCAGGAAGAGGAGCUAGACGAGCAGGCGGGGACCAUCCAGAUGCUGGAACAGGCCAAGCUGCGUCUGGAGAUGGAGAUGGAGCGGAUGAGGCAGACCCAUUCCAAGGAGAUGGAGAGUCGGGACGAGGAGGUGGAGGAGGCCCGGCAGUCGUGCCAGAAGAAGUUAAAGCAGAUGGAGGUGCAGCUGGAAGAAGAAUACGAGGAUAAGCAGAAGGUGUUGCGGGACAAGCGGGAGCUGGAGAGCAAGCUCACUGCACUCAGCGACCAGGUGAGCCGGCGAGACUUGGAGUCGGAGAAGCGGCUUCGGAAAGACCUGAAGCGCACCAAGGCGCUACUGGCGGACGCGCAGGUCAUGCUGGACCACCUGAAGAACAGCGCGCCCAGCAAGCGGGAGAUCGCCCAGCUCAAGAACCAGCUGGAGGAGUCAGAGUUCACCUGUGCGGCAGCUGUCAAAGCACGGAAAGCAAUGGAGGUGGAGAUUGAGGACCUGCACCUGCAGAUCGAUGACAUCGCCAAAACCAAGACUGCGCUGGAGGAGCAGCUGAGCCGGCUUCAGCGUGAGAAGAAUGAGAUCCAGAACCGGCUGGAAGAGGAUCAGGAGGACAUGAAUGAGCUGAUGAAGAAGCACAAGGCGGCCGUGGCUCAGGCCUCCCGGGACCUGGCUCAGAUGAAUGACCUCCAAGCCCAGCUAGAAGAGGCCAACAAGGAGAAGCAGGAGCUUCAGGAGAAGCUGCAAGCGCUCCAGAGUCAGGUAGAGUUCCUGGAGCAAUCCAUGGUGGACAAGUCCCUGGUGAGCAGGCAGGAAGCGAAGAUCCGGGAACUGGAGACUCGCCUGGAGUUCGAAAGGACGCAAGUGAAGCGGCUGGAGGGCCUGGCCAGCCGGCUCAAGGAGAACAUGGAGAAGCUGACUGAGGAGCGGGAUCAGCGCAUUGCGGCCGAGAACAGGGAGAAGGAGCAGAACAAGCGGCUCCAGCGGCAGCUCCGGGACACCAAGGAGGAGAUGGGCGAGCUUGCCAGGAAGGAGGCCGAGGCGAGCCGCAAGAAGCAUGAACUGGAGAUGGACCUGGAAAGCUUGGAGGCCGCCAACCAGAGCCUGCAGGCCGAUCUGAAGCUGGCGUUCAAGCGCAUCGGGGACCUGCAGGCUGCCAUCGAGGAUGAGAUGGAGAGUGAUGAGAACGAGGACCUCAUCAACAGUUUGCAGGACAUGGUGACCAAGUAUCAGAAAAGAAAGAACAAACUUGAGGGAGACUCAGAUGUGGACUCGGAGCUGGAGGACCGGGUUGACGGGGUCAAGUCCUGGUUGUCGAAAAACAAGGGACAGUCCAAGGCAGCUUCCGAUGACGGCAGCUUGAAGAGCUCCAGAUUGACCCUUAAUGUUCUCCCCAAGGAGGGCAAGGGGGUGGAGGAGAGGCCGGCCUCCGUGUUGAGCUCCUUGAGCUAUCGGAAACGGCUCACCCUGAAGGACUCCAUCGGGGGCACCGGGGAUGAGGACUCGCUCUUCACCACGCUGAGCGAGCGCGCGGCCUCCCCCGAGAGGCCCCCCCGAAGGCCCCGUGCUGGGCCCAGGCAGGAGCCGGCCGCAGCCGGGAAGCCCGGGGAGCCGGACGAUGGCGGCUCAGUGUUCUCCGAGGCCAGGAGCCGAGCCGGCCGCGGGCUGGAGAAGCGCUGCGGCUCAGACUUCGACCGGGCCUCAGCCGUCUCUGCGCCCGUGAGCCGGGCCUCCUCAGCCACGCGCCGGGGCUCUGGCGAGGACGGGGCCCGCUCCUCCCUGAGCUUCUCGCUGUCAGGCUCCCCAAGUGCCCGUCGCAGCACCUCCCGCCUCGACAGCCUGCCUGGGACCCUCAGCCCUUCCUUGAGCCGGGUCUCAGGCCUGGGCCGGGACAGCCCUGAUUCCCGCCUGUCCCUGGGCCGGAGCUGCCUGGAUGACUGGGACGAUGGAGCCAGUGUGGCCUUGAGCGAGGCGCAGUCACAGUACAGCCACCCGUCGCUGGCCCGCAGCCUGUCGGUGCCACCGCAGCCGCGCGGCUUGGCCUCAGCCGCCGACGAGCCUCUUGGCGCCAGUGUCCGCCCCAUCAGCCGCCACUCCUACCUGGACCCCGACCUGGAAGCUGCCAUCAACGAGGUCUUGAGCUACAAACCCGUCCCGUUCCAGCGGAGCAGCCUGGAGCCCGACUCCGAAGAUGAUGACCGGAAGAGCAUCCAGAGUGCCCGGAGCGCCCAGCUGGACCUCCCGGAGCGAGCCGCCAGCAUCCGCCGCUCGGCCUCCGCAGCCGACGUGUCUCGGUCCCACGGCGGCCGCAAGAGCCGGAGCAAGCAUAGGAGCAGGAGGAGCAGCUCCAGCUCCAGCUCCAGCUCCAGCUCUGAAGACUCGGAGCACAAGCGGCGGAAGAAGGGGCGCUCCCGGAAGAGCAAGAAGAAGUCCAAGUCAAGAAGGAAGAGAGCCAAGACCGAGUCGGAGUCCUCCUCCUCCUCUUCCUCAUCCAGCGGCUCCACGGUCUCGAGCCACAGCCGCUCAAGCGUGAAGAAGGGCCCGGGGGCGGAGAGCGAGGAGGCUGGGCAGGCUCAGCGGCAGUCGAGGAAGGCGGAGAAGAAGCGCAAGAAAGAGGUGGACAGCCUGAUGAUGCGGUACCUGUACCGGCCCGAGAGCGACUAGCGCACCCCACCGGCUACUGGAAGUCCCCCGCCCAUGACCGGUCAGAUGAGGAACCCGACGCUCUCGACAGCACCUCCAGAGCCCGGUACUCCCACAACUACACGAGUGACAGCGACACAGAGGCCAAGCUCAUGGAGACCCACGCGUAACCUG